AUGACGAACCCCUACCAACAAGGUUCCCAGGGCUUUCAAGAUUCGGACACACCUGCUUCCAGCUCGGGACUCUUGCCUCGUCGCUUUUCCUACGCCUCGGUCGUUUCAACAGGCCCCAACGACUCGACACCUUCGUUUCUAACCCAUCCGGGGCGCACCUCGGUCAUUUCACACCUCCUCAACGCACCCGACGACGCGGCCUUCGAUACCACGUCAAGCUAUAACAUCGGCACGGCAAGAGACGGGAUGGAGGCGGACACAAACGGCGCAGGACACGCGGCGAGGCCGUGGCGACACAGUUCUCAGCUGCCGUCCUUCUCCAAAGCCUUCAAUCUGUACAUGGCGAGCCAGGAUCCCUCCAACGACUCGGCUUCGGCAGACGGCAAGGCCUUCUUCGUCCCGUCAUACCUUGCCGGAUCAACAUUUGUGCAGAGGUUGCAGGAGCAGCACCGCUUGAAGCUUCAAGCCCAGAGAGAUUCGCAGAACCAGGCUUCCUCACCAGCGAGUCCAAGUGCCAUUACACUACACAGCAAGUCCCCGUCACAUCGAGGCCUGGCAUACGACGUUGUCGAGAAGCCACCGCCGCCGUCUGAAGAAGAUGAUGCCGUGUCGUCACUGCCGACCAAGUGGAACAAGGACGAUAAGUACGGCGCGCUCGAGGUGCUCGCCGACGGUCUUGAGAUCAGAUAUAGCGGACCACGAGGCCAGAGCGAGCGCGAGCGAGAACACGAAGCAUACAGCAUACGAGCAGACCACUACAUGCCACCGCAGUGCGGUAUCUACUACUAUGAGGUCACCAUCCUAUCAGGCAAGCGCGACGACACCAUGGUUGGCAUUGGGUUUUCUGGCAAGUCUGUGGCCCUCUCCAGGCCCCCAGGCUGGGAGCCCGAAUCUUGGGGCUACCACGGCGACGAUGGCCACUGUUAUGCCGCCCACAGCGGGGGAAAGUCGUACGGUCCUCUGUUUACGACCAACGAUGUUAUCGGAUGUGGUGUCAAUUUUCGGACAGGGUCGGCGUUUUACACCAAAAACGGCCACAUGCUCGGGCACGUGUUUAAGGACAUUAAGGGGAAUCUCUAUCCAUCAGUUGGGCUCAAGAAGACGGGCGAGCACGUUCGGGUCAAUUUCGGGCAGUCACCAUUCACAUAUGACAUCGACAACAUGAUGGCGAAAGAGAAGCUUCAUGUACGAAAAGAAAUAGCAAGGACAAGCACGUCGAGUCUUGCGCACAACAUGAAGGAAACAGACAUGAUCCAAGCACUGGUCCUGCAGUUCCUCCAACACGAUGGCUACGUUGAGUCGGCGAGAGCCUUCGCCCAGGAGAUACAAGGCGAAAAAAAGGCCCUCAGUCUGGAUCCCAACGCAGUCAUAGGCGACAUCAACGUCAAGGACGACGAACACGCUACAAAGAGGCAACACAUCAGGAGAGCUGUCUUGGAAGGAGAUAUUGACAAGGCGCUCAAGCAUACCGAUGCCUGCUAUCGCGAUGUUCUCAAGGACAACGAGCAGGUAUACUUCAGGCUGCGAUGUCGAAAGUUUAUCGAAAUGGUCCGUUCGGCGGCAGAGUUGAGAACAGCAGCAGAAGGCAAGAAGUCGAACGGACAUGCAGCUUCCAAUUUCCCCCACCAGGAGAUGGAUCUUGAUGCCAACGGCGCCGAGAAUGGAGCUUAUGAUCACGAUAUGGACGAUGGGGCUGGCAAGACGGGCAUUCUCGAGCGUCUCGAGCUUGAAACUUUACAAUAUGGCCAGGCUCUGCAGGCGGAAUACGUGAAUGAUCCCCGGAGAGAGGUGACGAAGGCGUUAGGCGACAUCUACGCGCUGUUGGCGUACACAAAUCCUCUGAAAGAGAAGGAGGUGGCUCACUUGCUCGAUAAGAAAGGGCGGGUCGCGGUUGCGGAAGAACUCAACUCCGCGAUUCUUCUCUCGCUGGGCAAGUCGUCUCGUUCGGCACUGGAGGAAGUAUACGCGCAAACAAGUGUGCUGCUUGAUGAUUUGCGGGAGAAUGGGGGGGCUGGCGCCUUUGUGUCCUUGCAGGAUGUUGUUGACGACAUUCCCAAGCCGCGGGACAGCUAG
Verticillium nonalfalfae is the source of this 2073-nucleotide messenger RNA. RefSeq names its product Ran-binding protein 9 (gene RANBP9). Gene Ontology annotation, cellular component: cytoplasm. Gene Ontology annotation, molecular function: protein binding. The record is from RefSeq and is a predicted model, not a curated record. Gene Ontology annotation, biological process: cytoskeleton organization; cell surface receptor signaling pathway. NCBI's taxonomy places the organism in Eukaryota, Fungi, Ascomycota, Sordariomycetes, Glomerellales, Plectosphaerellaceae. The transcript has 4 exons. Bases 1 to 2073 code for a protein of 690 amino acids.